AUGCCUCUUGGAAUCCACAACCCUUUGCCUUCGUCCGUCGGCAGCGAAAUCAAGAAGACGGGCAAAAUCCUCGCGUCCUUCGUCGACCCGCGACAAGCCUUUGGGCCAGACAAGGUCAUCCCGCCGCAGGUGCUCGCCAAUGCUAAAGGUCUCGCUAUCUUGACCGUCUUCAAGGCCGGCUUCCUGGGAUCUGGUCGGUUCGGCUCUGGCAUCGUCGUCGCCCGCCUGCCGGACGGCGGUUGGUCGGCGCCUUCUGCUAUUGGCACCGUUGGAGGCGGCUUCGGCGGUCAGAUCGGCUUCGAGCUCACCGACUUCGUCUUCAUCCUCAACGAUGCCGCCGCUGUCAAGACCUUCGCCCAGGCCGGGUCGCUGACGCUGGGCGGCAACGUCUCCAUCGCAGCCGGUCCGGUUGGUCGCAACGCCGAAGCCGCCGGCGCGGCCAGCUUGAAGAGCGUUGCGGGCGUGUUUGCCUACUCCAAGACCAAGGGUCUCUUUGCUGGUGUCAGUUUGGAGGGCAGUGUUCUCAUUGAGCGUCGCGAUGCCAACGAGAAGCUGUACGGUAGGCGCGUCCCUGCGCGGAUGCUGCUCGAGGGUAAUAUGCCCGUCCCGCCUGCUGCGGAUCCGCUCAUGCGCGUCUUGAACUCGCGCGUCUUCUCCGGUGCCGCCAACACCCCUUAUGCCAACGACGCCAUGUACAACGAUAUGCCCGUCUACGACGACUCGCAUGAGGAUGUUGUUUGGCAGGGUCGCCGUGGCUCUGCAAUGGGCGAGGGUGUCCGAAGCGACCGCACCGGUGCUUCCGGGACCGGCGGCUUCAAUCGCCCCUCUCGGUCCAGUACCUGGGCCGAUGACAUCUACGAUAGGACCCCUGCCCAAGGCAACAGCAACGGGCUCAAUCGCUCAGUUUCCACACGCGCCAAUCCAACCGAGACAUUCGACAACAUCCAUAGACGUUCGAUGGGUUUUACUGGCAGUGACAGUUACUCGUUCAGCGACAAGCCGAAGCCUUCGAGGCCGACCGCGCCGAAGCCGCAAUUUGGUGCCGCAAAGAGGGCGUCGCUUGCUGCCAACCAGGCUAUCGCGAAGUUCACAUUCGAGGCUGAUCAACCGGGUGAUUUGGGCUUCAAGAAGGGCGAAGUCAUUACCAUCCUGAAGCGGACUGAAAACGAGACCGACUGGUGGACUGGUAGAGUCGGUGGCAGGGAGGGCAUUUUCCCCAGCAAUUAUGUCGAGAUGGUUUAA
Molecule: messenger RNA, 1242 nt
Organism: Diplodia corticola
Lineage: Eukaryota; Fungi; Ascomycota; Dothideomycetes; Botryosphaeriales; Botryosphaeriaceae
Product: sh3 domain-containing protein
Exons: 4
Coding region: 1-1242 (413 amino acids)
Biological process (GO): actin filament bundle assembly; actin cortical patch localization
Cellular component (GO): actin cortical patch
Molecular function (GO): actin filament binding; phosphatidylinositol binding
Source: RefSeq, a predicted model, not a curated record